GGCGCAGCUGAUCCGCUCAGUGUUCAAACGGUUCCCAAGCGAUUCAGAUCGGCGGAGAUAUAGCAAAGUCCGAGUCGAGUGUGAAUCACAGAUAGUCAUUGUCGAAAAGCCAAGGGCCGCCAGAAACUAACGGCACACUCGAGACAAGAGACAGUCGAUAAGAUUAACGUCAAAUUUAAUUAAAAAAUAACUAAAACUAACGAAGAGCCAGGCACAACAAACGAUCCAUCGAUCGAUCGAUCUAUUGCAUCGUAUCGUAUCGUAACUCGAAUAUAUAAGUCUUAGCCUUAGAUAAUCAGGAACAGCCAACUCGAGUGGCACUCGUUCAAGUGAUUUGUGAUUGUGGCCAAGCCCUGGGAAAAUUGUGUAUGAUUUGAGUUACACCAUCUAGCACCAUCUCAACAGGGAUCCAAGAUCCUUUACUAAAAGAUGUACGUGGCCAACACUACUGGCGGCUUGAUGCUGCAGACCAUGCUGUAUUUGGCCAAUCACACCAGUCGUGCGGCCGUCAACACCCUGGUCGAUCUGCCACCAGCCCCCAAAAGUGACAUCAACGAGGUGAAGUGCUUCGGGGUGUACGGCUGUUUUCCGAUCAAUGGGCCAUGGAACACGGUGACACGGUCGAUAAAUGUGCAUCCGCAGAAACCAUCGGAGAUUGAGCCGCACUUCACGUUGCACUUGAGAAAGGAACUGGACCAGCCCAAGUACCUGGAUCUCAAUGAUCCCGACAGUGUGCAGGGCAUGGGCAUGGAUGCCAAGGGCAAGAUCUUCCUGCUGGUCCAUGGCUAUUUGGAAUCGGGCGAGAUUCCCUGGAUGUGGGACAUGGCGAAGGCGUUGCUGGCAUACGAACCCGAGGGUAAGGCCGCCGUGGUCCUGAUCGAUUGGGGCGGUGGUGCGAGUCCGCCGUAUGUCCAGGCGGUGGCCAAUAUCCGGCUCGUGGGCGCAAUCACCGCCCAUGUGGUGCACAUGCUGUACGAGGAGCUGCGUCUGCCAAAUCUCGAUAAUGUGCACAUCAUUGGCCACUCGCUGGGUGCCCAUCUAUCAGGCUAUGCGGGGUACCAUCUGCAGCACGACUUUGGCCUAAAGCCGGCCAGGAUUACGGGCCUCGAUCCGGCAGCUCCACUUUUCACGGACACCGAUCCCAUCGUGCGGCUGGACAAGACGGAUGCCCAUUUCGUGGACAUUUUGCACACGGAUGCCAAUCCCCUGAUGAAAGGUGGACUGGGCAUUAAUAUGCAUCUCGGCCACGUGGACUUCUUUCCCAACGGAGGAUUCGAUAAUCCUGGCUGCAACAAGAAGUUCCAGGAUGUGGUGCAGAAGAAGACGCUGUUCCUGACCAUGCAGGAGUUCCUCAGCUGCAAUCACAUCCGCAGUCAGCAGUAUUUCACGGAGAGCAUCGGUUCGCAGUGUCCCUUCCUCGGAAUAACCUGUGAUUCCUUUGAGAGCUUCAAGGACACGAGGUGCACCAGCUGCGAGGAGCCGGGCCACACUUGUCUGCGAAUGGGAUACCACAGCCAGGAGGAUUACCAGGAGCAGGUGGAUCUGGGCCAGCUGCAGCAGGGUGAUUCACCCGGCGUCUUUUACCUGUGGACCGGUGAUAGUAAGCCCUUCUGCCGGCUGCACUAUCGGAUUACGGUGCGUGUUUCCGGACAUGAUGAGAGUACGCUGCAUGGCGGCGAGGUGGGCAUCCUGUCCGUUCAGCUCCACGAUGCGCUGCAGAAGAAGGCGAGUGGCAAGAGGGAGCGAGCCACCACGGAGAUGAUGAAAUUCUCCCCGAAGGCCAUGUACUUUGAGCCGGGCUACGAAUACAAAGCACUGGUGGCCGGACGAAAUCUCCGGGAACCCGAAUACGCCACCGUUAAUUGGGAGUAUCCCACAAAUAUACUGAACCCACUCACCUGGCGCAUUCUUUCGGCGCCGCGAAUUUACCUCGAGUACAUCCUCAUCGAGGCGAUGGAGUCCAGCGAGCUCUAUCUGAAAUUGUGUCCUCAGCACGAGGGAGCCAUUCUCACGGGAGCCGAAAAUGUCCUGCGCUCCAGCUAUUGCAAGGAUUAAUAUCUAUCCAAUUAAUUAUCAACCUUAAUUGGUGACUAAUUAGCUAAUGGAUUUGUAUGUGGUUUGAGAAGCCUAUCUUAAUCACUUCAAUUAACUAAUUAAUUAUCUACUGAAUUCUUAAUUGUAUGUAAACUAUUUCAUUAAUUAAUUGGCUAAUUAUUUGCAAGUUUAAAUCAUUUAGCUAAUUAGCCAAGUAAUUAAGCAUUUAGUUAUCACUUCCUUGGCUGAACUGCUUUAUGUAGAAAAUCAAGUCAAGCAGUGCAGGUUCGCAUCCCCGCUUAGCUGUCUACACCACGUAAACGCUGGUGCGUGUCUGCACUAUGACAACAGUUGAGAUCGAAAAGUGUUCCCACUUUGAUCUUUAUAGCAACUGGCUAAGGAAGAACAGUUUGUAUUUUAUUAUAGUAUUUUAAUAGUUCGCAAGCGAAGCAAUCAUCAAUCGUUAUUUAUUUUAUAAAAUAAUUUUUUUUUUUUGAGUAUAUUAAAUGUAUUUGUAGUUAUAGUACAUUGAUGUAGCCUAAUUUAAUUUAAAUAAAAAUACAAAAAUAUAAGAAA
Molecule: messenger RNA, 2610 nt
Organism: Drosophila gunungcola (fruit fly)
Lineage: Eukaryota; Metazoa; Arthropoda; Insecta; Diptera; Drosophilidae
Product: pancreatic triacylglycerol lipase
Exons: 3
Coding region: 430-2055 (541 amino acids)
Biological process (GO): lipid metabolic process
Molecular function (GO): lipase activity; carboxylic ester hydrolase activity
Source: RefSeq, a predicted model, not a curated record